GAACAAAACAACGUGGAGAGUAAGUUUCCAAAGCUUGUACUUCGUUUUCUAUAAAUACCGUCCAAAAAUUCAGCAACUUUAAUCAAUUGAUUUUUGCCAAUGGAUUAUUUUCGUUUAUUACCAGAAGGUUGCAUAUCUGAAAUUCUCUCCUUCACUUCUCCUAAAGAUGCUGCUAGUUCCUCAGCAAUCUCACUCGGAUUCAAGUCUGCUGCUGAAUCCGACGUCGUUUGGGAGAAAUUUUUGCCCUCUGAUUAUCAACAUAUUAUUUCUAGCUCAAACUCUUUCUUAGUUUCUCCUUCCAAAAAAGAGCUUUAUUUUAGUCUCUGUGAUUCCCCGAUUCUCACUGAUGGCGGCAAAGUGAGUUUUUCAUUGGAUAAGAAGACCGGGAAGAAAUGUUUUAUGGUUGCAGCAAGGGAGCUUGUUAUUUCAUGGGGUGAUACACCACAUUAUUGGGGAUGGUCAUCUCACCCAGACUCCAGAUUCUCGGAAGUGGCUAAUCUUCGGUUUGUUUGUUGGCUUGAUAUGCGAGGCAAGAUUGAAACUGGAAUACUGUCAAAAAGAACCAAAUACGCUGUUUAUUUGGUGUUCAAAUUGGCAAACGGAUUUUAUGGCCUUGAAACUGCUAAUGCAUUUGUUAGAUUUGUUGGUCGUGAGAGUAACAAUGAAGCUGAGGAACGAGCAAGUGUUGUUAGUCUUUCCAGACGAGAAGGGCCUAGUGAGAAGCGAUCCAAGAGAAGAGUUGAUGGAUGGAUGGAAAUAGAAAUGGGAAAUUUUUUCAAUGAUGCUGGAGAAGAUGGAGAUGUUGAAGCGAGAUUGAUGGAGAUUAGGCGUCUCUUUGCUAAAGGUGGCCUUAUUGUUCAAGGAAUGGAGUUUCGACCAGAAUGAAGAAGAGAAGAAUCCUCUUACCAUGCCUUGCUAAGAGUCGCUCUUUUCUGGAUUGAUAUAAUGUUCUUCUAAAUAUGGCCCUUCUCACAAAAUGGUCAACCCCGAGUUAUCCAUAGAGUUGAUUCACUAUUUUAAUGUACAAUACAGAGUGAGUAGAUGUGUGUAAAAACCUCAAUAUCUUCUUAUGAUUAUAAAUGAAAUAUGCCACCUGUUUGUAGCAUCAA
Nicotiana tabacum (common tobacco) is the source of this 1109-nucleotide messenger RNA. RefSeq names its product F-box protein PP2-B10. NCBI's taxonomy places the organism in Eukaryota, Viridiplantae, Streptophyta, Magnoliopsida, Solanales, Solanaceae. The record is from RefSeq and is a predicted model, not a curated record. Gene Ontology annotation, molecular function: protein binding.